Molecule: messenger RNA, 501 nt
Organism: Rhipicephalus sanguineus (brown dog tick)
Lineage: Eukaryota; Metazoa; Arthropoda; Arachnida; Ixodida; Ixodidae
Exons: 2
Coding region: 1-501 (166 amino acids)
Source: RefSeq, a predicted model, not a curated record
AUGGCAUUCAUUGACGUGUUCGUCGGUUUCCCCGGAAGCGUCCACGACGCAAGGGUGCUGCAGGAAAUCUUCGUCUACGAAGUGGGGGUCUACGAAGUAGCUUCGAAAUGCGAAGGUGGAUAUGUGCUCGGGGAUGCAGCGUAUACCUUACUUCCGUGGCUGCUACCACCGUACCGCCCGAUCGCUAACUGGCAGCCUUGGAUGACGAGGUUCAAUAAAGUGCACAGCAAACAGAGAGUUGUUGUGGAGUGUGCUUUCGGUAUACUGAAGGCGCGCUUUCAACGGCUCCUUUACAUCGGUGUCACGGACAUCGAGCAGGCCGUCCGUAUUGUCAUCGGUGCCUGUGUUUUGCACAACGUUGCAAGAAGAAGCGGCGACACGGUCGACGAAGGGGAAGUGGCCGACACCGGCACGGACGUGUCUUCUACCGACCCCAUCGACGAUCAGACGCCGGCCGUGUCUGCUGCCGCGAUGAGGGACACUUUGGCGCAGAGUUUGUGA